Molecule: messenger RNA, 3389 nt
Organism: Rattus rattus (black rat)
Lineage: Eukaryota; Metazoa; Chordata; Mammalia; Rodentia; Muridae
Gene: Znf384
Product: zinc finger protein 384
Exons: 13
Coding region: 416-2236 (606 amino acids)
Biological process (GO): regulation of transcription by RNA polymerase II
Cellular component (GO): nucleus
Molecular function (GO): DNA-binding transcription activator activity, RNA polymerase II-specific; RNA polymerase II cis-regulatory region sequence-specific DNA binding
Source: RefSeq, a predicted model, not a curated record
GAUCUCUGAACUCUUUCCCCCCCCUUUCCUGCUGCCGCCCUCCCACCGCUAUUUUCCUCCCUCCCCCGCCCCCUUUUCGUUUCCGGCUCUCCCGCCUUCUCCGCAAAACGACUGCUCAUUGAGGCUAUUGGGGAGGGGGCGGGGAGGAAAAGUGGGCGUGGAGGAAUUGGGGUUCCCGGGAGCACGAGCCGCAGCACCACUUCCGGUGCAUGCCCGCGCGCCCGGCCUCGCGUCCCCUGUCCCGCGCCCUGCGAGCCCUCCCACUCCCUCGGCUCCUUCCUUUCCCAGUGAACGCCGCCCCUCCCGCGCGCUGGCUCUGGCGCUGGCGCCGGCGCCGUCGCCGCCGCCUGAAAGUUCAGGAGCCCUGGAAAGGAGAAGGAAUAAGACGACAGGAGGAAGAGAGAGAGAGGGGAGAAUGGAAGAGUCUCACUUCAAUUCUAACCCGUACUUCUGGCCUUCUAUCCCCACGGUCUCAGGGCAGAUUGAAAACACUAUGUUCAUCAACAAGAUGAAGGAUCAGCUGUUGCCAGAGAAGGGCUGUGGACUGGCACCACCUCACUAUCCCACUUUGCUGACAGUGCCUGCCUCAGUGUCCCUGUCCUCUGGCAUCAGCAUGGACACAGAGUCCAAGUCAGAACAGCUGACCCCACACAGUCAGGCAUCUGUUACCCAGAACAUCACAGUGGUUCCUGUACCAUCUACAGGACUCAUGACUGCGGGAGUCUCCUGUUCUCAGAGGUGGAGAAGAGAAGGGAGUCAAUCAAGGGGUCCUGGUUUGGUAAUCACAUCCCCUUCAGGCUCUCUUGUGACCACAGCCUCAUCAGCUCAGACUUUCCCUAUCUCGACUCCCAUGAUUGUCUCAGCUCUUCCCCCUGGCUCACAAGCCCUACAGGUGGUCCCUGACCUCUCCAAGAAGGUAGCAUCAACCCUAACUGAGGAAGGAGGCGGAGGUGGUGGUGGAGGUGGCACUGUGGCUCCUCCUAAACCUCCUCGGGGCCGCAAGAAGAAGCGGAUGCUGGAAUCAGGGCUUCCUGAGAUGAAUGACCCUUACGUCCUUGCCCCUGGGGAUGACGAUGACCAUCAGAAAGAUGGCAAGACCUACAGGAGCGAAGGGAACUGCGGCACAGGAAAUGGACAGAGCCUUGGGCUCAUGGAUUCAGUUCCCGGCUCCACCACGAACUUGCUGUGUGACCCUGGGUGCCGGAUGUGCUCACUGACCUUCUACUCAAAGUCGGAGAUGCAGAUCCACUCCAAGUCACACACCGAGACCAAGCCCCACAAGUGCCCACACUGCUCCAAGACCUUCGCCAACAGCUCCUACCUGGCCCAGCACAUCCGUAUCCAUUCAGGGGCCAAGCCCUAUAGUUGUAACUUUUGUGAGAAAUCCUUCCGUCAGCUCUCACACCUGCAGCAGCACACCCGGAUUCACUCCAAGAUGCACACGGAGACCAUCAAGCCCCACAAGUGCCCGCACUGCUCCAAGACCUUCGCCAACACCUCCUACCUGGCUCAGCACCUCCGUAUCCACUCGGGGGCCAAGCCCUACAACUGUUCCUACUGCCAGAAGGCCUUCCGCCAGCUCUCCCACCUCCAGCAGCACACACGAAUCCACACUGGCGAUAGACCAUACAAAUGUGCACACCCGGGCUGCGAGAAGGCUUUCACACAACUCUCCAACCUGCAGUCUCACAGACGGCAGCACAACAAAGAUAAACCCUUCAAGUGCCACAACUGUCACCGAGCAUACACAGACGCAGCCUCACUAGAGGCUCAUUUAUCUACACACACAGUGAAGCACGCCAAGGUUUAUACCUGCACAAUCUGUAGUCGAGCAUAUACAUCAGAAACAUAUCUUAUGAAACAUAUGCGCAAACACAACCCUCCUGAUCUCCAACAACAAGUGCAAGCGGCAGCGGCAGCAGCGGCGGUGGCCCAGGCUCAGGCCCAGGCCCAGGCUCAGGCCCAGGCUCAGGCCCAGGCCCAGGCUCAGGCCCAGGCCCAAGCUUCACAGGCAUCACAGCAGCAGCAACAGCAGCAGCCACCACCUCCACAACCACCACACUUCCAGUCUCCUGGGGCAGCUCCCCAGGGAGGGGGUGGUGGGGACAGCAAUCAGAACCCUCCACCCCAAUGUUCCUUUGACCUGACCCCCUAUAAGCCGGCAGAGCAUCAUAAAGACAUCUGCCUCACUGUCACCACCAGCACCAUCCAGGUGGAACACCUGGCCAGCUCUUAGAGAUCCGUACUGCCAUCCAUUGGAAAGGGGAGAAGUCCUGGUCCCUCCUUUGUCAACUCUUCUUGGUGGGAAAGUUCUCUUCUUCCUUGACAAGUCCUGUCUCCAGCUCCUUGGGUCUCAGGCAUGGCUUUUCUUCGCAAGAUAACCAUCCUUAAUCUCAGCUGCUCCUGAUUGGCCAAGGAAUCCUGAGCUGAUAGUGUUAUCCAACAGCCCCCAUCCAAGCAGAGCUUUUAAAACUGGGGCUUGGUGCUUGAGAGAAGGAUCCGCUGUAACCUCACAUCUUGUCCAGUGUGUGGGCGAUUACCUUUCUCUCCAUCCUCAAAGUUGGGGCUGAUAGAAGACUAGUGGCUGGCCCUCCCAGAUAACAGAGAAGGAAGCUCUAAAUGUCGCCAGCCUUCCGUUCCAUGCUUACCUGUAAAAGAACAGAUUUUGCACGUGGCCUGAUCCCUGUGAGCCAUUUCCUUCCCCUUAACAUGGUCUCACUUCAUAUUGGGUGGUGACUAUACCUUUUUUAUUUGUAAGGGGGCAAUAGCUGAUACAUGGUCACCAAGGUGCCAGAGAUUCCCCAGGUGACCAACGGUGGCUAAGAGUGUGAGUUACCAUUUUUCCUUACAACCUCCUUCCUUCUCUGCCAACCAAGGGCCUAUAUACUCAGUCUCACUACCCCAGUCCAAGGAGCUCUGGGAGCUGUGUAAGCUGUGCUCUCUGCGAUGCCAUCUGGGCUUUGCAGAGAAGGGAGAAUUCAGGGCACACACAGGACUGGACUUAGCCUCCCUAGGUGCCACGGUCAGAUGCCGGACAUGGAUUUAUAUAUAAAUAUAUAUAUAUAUAAAUAUAUAUAUAUACCUGCUCAUCACGGCCAUCUUUGUUGUAACCAUUUCUGUGUUUAUAAAUGCAUUAUCUCUGAGAAUUUUCAUAUUGAUGUUUUAUUUUUGUCUUAUUUUUUUUUCUCCACCUUGUCCUCUGGCCAUGGCAUUUUAAUUUUCUUUUCCCUUUCAAUUUUUUUAAUCAUGGGAGAUUUCAGAUAAAAGGAAAUUAAAAUAAUCAGGAAUUAUACAGUUGUUAUAAAGCAAUUUAAAAAUGAAAAACUUAUGUACAAACUAAGGGGUGUUUUUAGAACAUUGUACAGAAAUAAAUUUGUGUUUAAGGAUGA